AUAUUUUCAAUAACUCGGAGUAACGCCAAGAUAUGUCGACAUUUGUAUGUGUGUGCUGAACUGAUACGGUUGUUGGAUGUGAAUGCAUGUUACGUAAUAGGGACAUGCAAGCUCGCGGCUUGAAUACAUCUCUGCAUGAUUUCCAUGUGGGGCUAGUCUAGUGAGCAGCGAUGGGGAAAGAGAAGCUUCAUAUCAACAUCGUGGUGAUCGGCCAUGUCGACUCGGGCAAGUCCACCACCACAGGUCACCUGAUCUACAAGUGUGGCGGCAUCGACAAGAGGACCAUCGAGAAGUUCGAGAAGGAGGCGGCCGAGAUGGGGAAGGGCUCCUUCAAGUAUGCCUGGGUGCUGGACAAGCUGAAGGCAGAGCGCGAGCGGGGUAUCACCAUCGACAUCUCCCUGUGGAAGUUUGAGACCAGCAAGUACUACGUCACCAUCAUCGAUGCUCCAGGACACAGGGACUUCAUCAAGAACAUGAUAACUGGCACAUCGCAGGCGGACUGCGCCGUGCUGAUCGUGGCGGCGGGCGUGGGAGAGUUCGAGGCAGGCAUCUCCAAGAACGGCCAGACCCGGGAGCACGCCCUCCUGGCCUACACGCUGGGGGUCAAGCAGCUCAUCGUGGGCGUCAACAAGAUGGACUCCACCGAGCCCAACUACAGCCAGAAGCGCUACGAGGAGAUCGUCAAGGAAGUCAGCACCUACAUCAAGAAGAUCGGCUACAACCCGGACACGGUGGCCUUCGUGCCCAUCUCGGGCUGGAACGGAGACAACAUGCUGGAGGCCAGCCCUAAUAUGACCUGGUUCAAGGGCUGGAAGAUCACCCGGAAGGAUGGUAAUGCGUCUGGCACCACUCUGCUGGAGGCCUUGGACGCCAUCCAGCCCCCCUCCCGACCCACAGACAAGCCCUUACGCCUGCCCCUGCAGGACGUCUACAAGAUUGGAGGUAUUGGCACAGUACCAGUGGGCCGUGUGGAAACAGGGGUCUUGAAGCCUGGUAUCGUUGUGACCUUUGCCCCCGUCAACAUUACCACUGAGGUCAAGUCUGUGGAGAUGCAUCACGAGGCCCUGACGGAGGCGAUGCCUGGUGACAACGUAGGCUUCAAUGUCAAGAAUGUGUCCGUCAAGGACAUUCGCCGUGGCAACGUGGCGGGUGACAGCAAGAACGACCCACCGCAGGAGGCAGCAAACUUCACCGCUCAGGUGAUCAUCCUGAACCACCCAGGCCAGAUCAGCGCUGGCUAUGCCCCCGUGCUGGACUGCCACACCGCCCACAUCGCCUGCAAGUUUGCCGAGCUCAAGGAGAAGAUUGACCGCCGCUCAGGGAAGAAGCUGGAGGACAACCCAAAGGCGCUCAAGUCCGGGGACGCCGCCAUCGUGGACAUGAUCCCGGGGAAGCCCAUGUGUGUCGAGAGCUUCUCCGAGUACCCUCCUCUCGGGCGCUUUGCGGUGCGCGACAUGCGUCAGACGGUAGCGGUGGGCGUGAUCAAAGCCGUGGAGAAGAAAGCCGCGACCAGCGGCAAGGUCACAAAGUCCGCCCAAAAGGCCCAGAAGACCAAAUGAACGUUGUGCUGGGCUAACGCCCCCAACGCUCGCCCCGGUUGCAGAAACCCCCCUGCCCCGCCCUUCCCACACGCCAUAGUCAAAGUCUGGUCUAUUAUCACAAUGCAUCGAAAGAGCCGUCGAAGGAAAAAAAAUGACACAGGCCUUACACUGGUAAACGGUUGAAGGAGGAAGUGUCCUAACUGUUUUUGUUGUUGUUUAUUCUGACGCUGUUUAUACACAGCAAAAUUGAACUAUGGUUAUGUGAAGGGAAGUCCAGUGAAAUUCUCUCCUUUUCUCAUUUGCUGUUGUAGUUAGACGCUAAUCAGUCUACGCUAAUCAGUGUUUGUUUGCGGUUAGCUAGCAGUCUAUAGCUAUAGCUGAUUGUAACUGAGUGAUAACGUUACAUACAUUUUAGUUUGUUUAUUGUUGCAAUAACUUUGUCUAAUAGGAUAUAUGCUGUCUGGCCUGUGUUAGUUUGGCUUUUUGCAUGCUCUUAGUGCACUUUAACUGCUAAAAAUGCAACUUCCAAAACUUAGUCUUGAAAAAAAUCCGGAAAUAAUUGUUGACUGUGUGACUUUGUCUGUCUUAAGCUUCCUUGCACUUGCACUGUAAAACUUUAUUGAUACUGUUCCCAGUUCUGCACCUUAUCAGAUGUUUGUUGUGAGCCUAUCUGCAUAACAUUAAACAUUUUAAAACAUGAAAA
Osmerus eperlanus (European smelt) is the source of this 2244-nucleotide messenger RNA. RefSeq names its product eukaryotic translation elongation factor 1 alpha 1b (gene eef1a1b). The record is from RefSeq and is a predicted model, not a curated record. Bases 171 to 1559 code for a protein of 462 amino acids. Gene Ontology annotation, biological process: translation; translational elongation. Gene Ontology annotation, molecular function: translation elongation factor activity; GTP binding; GTPase activity. The transcript is spliced from 8 exons. Lineage: Eukaryota; Metazoa; Chordata; Actinopteri; Osmeriformes; Osmeridae.